UUGCGUGCUCAGAGCCAGAACUGGCGCUGGUCACUGCGGUCCCUCGCAUCCCCGUCCCGCGCGGCCCCGCGCCGCCAUGUACGACCCGGAGCACGGCUGGAGCCUGUCCUUCGCGGGCUGCGGCUUCAUGGGCUUCUAUCACGUCGGGGCUACCCGCUGCCUGAGCGAGCACGCCCCGCACCUCCUUCGAGACGCGCGCAUGUUCUUGGGCUGCUCCGCCGGGGCGCUGCACUGUGUCACUUUCCUCUGUGGGAUGCCGCUGGGGACCCAAGGUCCUGCUUGCGCCCCUGCCUCCCAGGGAGCUUUGAGCGGCGUUUCCCAGGCUUCCGAGCCCAGGUCUGUGUCAGGAGAGACGGACAGAGGCCUCCAGCUGCACGCAUGUCCAUCCGUUCCGGCUAGGCUUAGCGGAGACAAGACUCUGCAGGUCCUCAUGGACAUGGCCCGGGAGGCCAGGCGCCGGAACAUUGGUGUCCUGCAUCCUUCCUUCAACCUGGGCAGGUACAUCCGGAACCAACUGCAGCUCUACCUGCCGGCCAACGUGCACCGGAUCGUCUCGGGCAGAGUGAGCAUCUCGCUCACCAGGGUGUCGGACGGGGAGAACGUGCUGGUGUCCGACUUCCACUCCAAGGAGGAGGUCGUGGACGCCCUGCUCUGUUCCUGCUUCAUCCCCUUCUACUCUGGUGUCAUCCCUCCUGCCUUCAGGGGUGAGGCAGUGCCGCCCUGUCCUCCCUUCCUUAAGCGAUACAUGGACGGAGGGGCGAGUGACAACGUCCCCUGCAUCGACACCAGGACGACCAUCACGGUGUCCCCCUUCUACGGGGAGCAUGACAUCUGUCCCAAAGUCAAGUCCACCAACUUCCUGCACGUGAACGUCACCAACCUCAGCCUGCGCCUCUGCCUGGGCAACGUCUACCUCAUGACCCGCGCACUCUUCCCCCCGGACGUCAAGGUGCUGGGAGAGAUAUGCGUUCGCGGGUACUUGGACGCGCUCAGGUUCCUGGAAGAGAACGGCAUCUGUAGCAGGCCCCAGCGCUGUCUGAGCCUGCCCCCCGCAGAGCAGGCACCGGAGGCCCACGCGCCGCGCGGGGAGGGCACCAGCCGGGAGCCGUCCCCCGGGCCCGAGGGGGACGAGCUGCUGCAGCACCUGCGUGCCAGCAUCCUGCCCUGGGACGACGGCGUGCUGCAGACCAUGUCGCCCAGGCUCACCGCAGUUCUGAACGAAACGAUUAAAGACAGAGGUGGGUACCUGAGCCAGAUCUGCAACCUGCUGCCCGUGAGGGUCGUGUCCUACGCAAUGCUGCCCUGCACCCUGCCCGUGGAGUCCGCCAUUGCCGCCGUGCGGGGACUGGUGCUGUGGCUCCCCGACCUCCCCGACGACGUCCAGUGGCUGCAGUGGCUGGUGUCCCAGAUGUUUGCCUGCUUGACCUCGUGUCUGCUCCCUGCCUCCAGAUCCCAAAGGCGGAGGAGUGGCCAGCACGCCUCCCUGCAGGCCAGAACAUGACUCGCUGGGCCCCUGUGCCCCUGCACCUGGACGCCUGCGCCAGUGGGGACCGAAGCCGGGGCUGCCGGCCCUCCGUCCUCGGGUGCAGCUGAGCUGCUCGGGGAGCAGAGACCUGCUGGGCGCGGCGCCGUCUCCCUACUUUCCCGCGGGAUGAGUCUCGGGUCAGCGGAGGAGGCAGGUCUGGGAACUGUGUGUGCGGCUACUCUGCCCACAGUUUCGGGCGGGAAGCCAGCCCCCCGUGCGAGCCCAUGGUUUACUGAACCCGAGGGCGAUGGACUUGGUCUCAGGGAAAGCUAGCCGGCCGCUUACGGUGUCGGUGCUGGUCCACUGCUUAGGGAAACCCAGCGUGAUGGCAGCAUUAGCGCUGCUGGCUGUGGCGGGGCCCCAGGAUGGCCUUCAGAGCCCGCUGAGGGGUGGACACUCCCAGUGGGGGUGGCCAGAGUGGCCGGUGAUUGGGGUCUGGCCUGGCCUCUGUGCCAUCUCGCGGGCUGGAAGGAUGACAGGGGCCACGCGUCCCCUCCCCCUGCAGGAAGCCGUCCGGGCACUGGGGAGGCACGGUCGGUCCCAGGAGGCCGCCCCACCUGUCAGGUGCUCUUAGACGACAGUAGCUCAGGACAUUCUCAGCACACGUUUCUGGCUUAGCUGAGAUAUUUCGCAGAGUUCAUAUCAUAAGCGUAAGGGGAUUUCUUCCUUUGUUGGGUCGUGUGUUCUGUCAAUCCGGGAGUUAAUAAUCAAUAAACCCACCUUUGAAAGCCUCUACAGCGCAUGGCCGCCCCUACCCCCCGGUGCAGCCGAGCACAGAGCUGGGUUCACUUCCCUUCUUCCUCCGCAGCCCUGGACUUGAACUUGGCUCGUUUUCUGCAAGCUCCGGCCGGGUUCUCUUUCUCUUGCGUUCUCUCCGUCCUGUGUCCCCCAGCCUAGCACCCGGGAGCACUC
This is a messenger RNA of Oryctolagus cuniculus (rabbit), 2437 nucleotides long. NCBI's taxonomy places the organism in Eukaryota, Metazoa, Chordata, Mammalia, Lagomorpha, Leporidae. The record is from RefSeq and is a predicted model, not a curated record.